Molecule: messenger RNA, 19187 nt
Organism: Podarcis lilfordi (Lilford's wall lizard)
Lineage: Eukaryota; Metazoa; Chordata; Lepidosauria; Squamata; Lacertidae
Source: the annotation of a GenBank genome assembly
GUCAUUCACCGAGUUGCUUUGAAAAAAUAAACUGGGCGUUGGUAGCUAAUAUACGGUCCCGUUUUUGCAGCUGAGGCGAAAACCGGGCCUGUGAGGCCUCCUUGUGGAAAAAAAAAGGACGAACAAGUAACGACGUCGGCAAAAAAAAAAAAAGACCCAGUCGCCAACUACCGUCAGGAGAGCAGAACCAGUAAGCGGAGCCAAGACAAAUAGACGAAGGGGUCUUGCUUCUUAAGGGGAAGGUCGGAGGCAGGUUAUCGUCAGUGCGAGGCAACCGAUUGGUUAACUAACGCAGCCGUGCCCCGCUUAGCGCCAUUACGCACUGGCGGGUGAGGAAGCUGAUUGGUCCUUGAUGAGUCGACCCGCCUGGUCGCGAUUAAACUAAUAGCCUUUCUUGGGCGGAAGCUGAAGCCACACCAGUACCAGACUCGACCAUAAACCAAUGCCCUCUUUCGGGAGACUGUCGUCAUAUUACUAAUGAUAGUGAGAGUGGGAAGAGAGAGUCAACGGAUGCCCCGGCUCCUACGCGUCAACCCGCCUUGCCACUGUCAGUCCGAAUUGUGUGGCGCGGAUCUGAUUUGUCGGUGGCUGGAGUGUUAAGCAGCCUCAGCAGCCAAUAGCUACGUGGUGAGUUGGAGGACGCGGAUUGGUUCGUAGCUGAAAUUUUGCCGUAGUAGCCAAUAGGUGCGUCUGGAAGGUUGUAUAAAAAUGGUCGCGUUGAGGCGGAAGGUUGUGCAGUCCAGCAUUCUGUUUUUAUCUGUUCUGGGAUAGGCAUCUCUCUCACCCGGGGGGCGGGAGUAGUCGUCUCUUUUCUUUGUCUCUAGGAUGUGGUAUUAAGAUAUACGCUCCCUAGUCCAAAGGGAGAUUCAGUUUAUGUCUUGCGGGCAAGAGCUGAGGGGAACAGUUCCCCAUUUUGUUUAGCACAAUUUCAGCAGUAAAAAACAUCUCAGUAUAAAUAAAAUAAAAUAUAAGGAACCAACUUGGUGACUCAUAUAAAUUUAUUGUAUUGUUAGUAUGGUGCCAUCCAUGUUCAUAGGGCUUUGCAACAAAACAAGAAGGAGCUGAUAGGUCCCUGCCCCAAGGGGUUCACAAUCCAGAAAUAGGCAAUGACAGAAACGGGAGGGAAGCAGAGACAAGGCUUAGAUAAGCAGUUAUUUCAGGUACAUGUAUUUAGGGCUAAUUACAAUAGGGCAUUGGGAUUAGAAGGUUGUGCUAAAGUCUUAAUGGAAAGGGCGGGGUUUCAGUGCAAAAACAAAGCAAUGAUAAUUACAAACGGAGAGGAACGAUAACAACUGUGGUUGGACUGCAAGACAUCUAAGGGUCUUUCGUAUAGUGUGAGGCUUUCCCAUUCCACUCAACAACCCUCUGUUGUUGAGUGAUUAGCUACACAACGAAAUUUUAUUCUGGUAAUGUGUUGGAAGUGUCUGAAGCUCUUUGCUCAUAAACAGUGCCUGUGCAUUGAGCCUGUGAGAGAAAAUGGGGUAGCAGCUGAAAAUUAUAACAGAAUAACUACCAUCACUGCAGACUGAACUACAAUUUAGAAUUUUUGGCUUUCUAUGGCUUUUUAAACUGUGGGGAGUAUUGUUUUUGUUUGCUAUUAUGGUAUGUAUUUUUGUGUUUUUAUAUUGUCAACCACCCUGUGAUCUCUGGAUGAAGGGCGGAAUAGAAAUUUAAUAAAUAAUGAUAAUAAUUUCCCCUCUACUAUGAGCUUCCUUGGGGACAUUAGGCAAUUCACCUUUGAGGAAGAGUUGUAGCUUGGUAGUGUAAAGCACAUGCUUUGCAUGCAAAAGGUCCAGAUUCACUUUCAGUCUUUGGCAUUUCCAGGUAGGAUUUGGGGGGGGGGGUAAUUCUGGAGAGCCACUGUCAGUCCUAAAACAUAUCUCCCAUAUACAAAUCUUUUGACAAUGUGUGUGACUCUUCCUUUGACUGCCUCCCAGCUGGAAACCAGGGAAGAUAGAAUAUCAAUCCUAGGAAGACAGGGAAUCUGAGAGAUGGGAAGUAUUUCUUCUAACUUUCUUAUGUCCAUCUUUGGAGGUACCUCUACAGAAUGGUAAUUCAAUAUUCCUGACAUAGGUGCCAUCUCUAUAGGAUUGGACCCCCUCAAUAUUUGUAGGCAGGCCAAGCCCCCCCCCCAAUGUUGAGGGGGUGGAGGAAGCCUCCCAAUGAUGUGUGUCUAGUCCUUGGGCUCCUCCCACCACCACCAUCCUGCCUACAAAUGCAUCUGGACCACCUCAAACUGCCGCUGCCUGCCGCCUAACCUGCACUGGAGGCCUUGCGGCAGAGACCUUGGCCUAGCUGCUGCAGUGGCUGUGGAGAGCCAGUGGAGGUAAGGUGGUGCAUGGGUGGUGGCGUUCAGGGCUGCAGUUGCAAGCAGGGGGCAGUGGUGUUGGGCUUCAUUGCGUACCCAUUGGUUUCACAUGUGUGAUGUCAUGAUGUCACGUUGCGCUUGCGUGCAAUGCUGGGCCCCUCCAAUCUGGGGCGCAAGUCAGUGCCUCUGAUUCCUGAAGAUACAGCAGAACGAGUAGUCGUGUCUUUUUGAUUAAUGGGCAAAGGCAUGUCAGAAUUUAUUUGUGUGCAAUUUGAAGUCUAAUGUUUCAUGAAACAUAGUGGUUUGUGUUUUUCUUAAAAUAGGUUGGUGGAGAAUGGAAGAGAAGCAAAUGAAGAAAGUAUUAGUGAACAAAGGAAAUGAGAACAGAGAGAAAAUUGACUUUGAUGGGGAAGAGAACAACACAUCAAACAGGUUUGUAGCUUCGCUUGAGUUUAAAAAAUGAAGACAAUUUUUUGACAAUGGUAAGUGCUGAGAUUUUGCUAUUUUACCCACAAUAUACCUUGGGAAUGAGUCCUGUUGGAUUAAGUGGAACUUACUUCCAAGUAAAUGUGUAUAGAUUGGAUUGCAAAACUCCAAGCAAGUAAAAAAAUCUUAGGAUUGAGCUCUAGGAACUGAAAGAUUAUUACAGUAGUCAACUUCUUAAGUGCUAGAAUGCUGUGAUUUUCAGCAAAAUCACUUUAAAGAUUAGCAAAUGCAUUGUGGCAUAUGCUUUCAUGGGCCUGGGCCCACUUUGUCACAUUCAUGUGAGUGUGUCAUAUAAUGUAUUCAUCAAAACUGGCACCACAUUUUAAAGCUUGGGGAGAGAUAGUGCUGUUUUAUUUCAAAACCUCAGUAUCAUCUUUGUGGUUGUGGCAAUGACGACUUCAGAAGUGGUUUGGUUGGGGCAGCAUUUUUCAUAACCAAUGAUGCAACUUUGGCCCAAAGAAUGCUAGAGGUAAUGUAUCUUAAUUCCUUUUUCUGUUGUAACUAUUCUUGCAUUCUGUUCCCUUCAGGAAGAUAUACCUAGAUUACAAUGCAACCACCCCUCUGGCUCCAGAGGUGAUUGAGACAGUUACAGAAGCCAUGCAUGAAGCAUGGGGCAAUCCGAGCAGCUCUUACACAGAAGGUGAGAGCAAGCCUGGAUGGAAACAUUCUAUGAAAGCAUCCAUCUCAUUUUUAUAUUCAUCUUGCCUUUUUAAAUUCAAGUUACUGCAUUGAAAUGGCCUUAAAGGAAUGUAUUACUGCAUGUGAUCCACUCUCCAGCACUCGCUGAAAUAAAUGCUCAUGCAAGGAACACAGAGCCAAAUCUGGCACUUAUUGUUACCAGAAAUAAUUAUUCUGUAUCAAAACAAUUAAACUCUUCCAGAAUUUGGGUGGACUUAAUAAUUUGUUUAUUUAUCACUUAUUACAUCCUGGAACUCAAGGUGGUAGUCUUCCCCUAAUGCCACCCUUUGGAGACUUCCCCCCACCUUGCCUUGAUAAUAAGAUAAAUGUGCCUUUGAUUUCACAGGUCGAAGGGCUAAAAAUAUUAUAGAUGGAGCCCGUGAAAGUCUGGCUAGAAUGGUAGGGGGACGACCCCAGGACAUCGUCUUCACUUCUGGUGGGACAGAGGUGAGAUAUGAGAUUCUGCUAGCACUGUUUUGACCUGGUAGUCAUUUAAGAGAUCAACCCAUAACAUGCUAGCUGUCUUUUUCCCCUAAAUGGAGUCUGACUUUAUUUGCUUCUCAUAGCAUUGGUGACUCCAUUCUUAAUUAGUGCCAAGUAAGACCCAGCAAACACCCAUCAGAUAAAAAGAAAGUCUAUCCCUCUUCUGUUGAAUGGCUCUAUCUUUUGUUUAAAACCUGCAAAGGAGCAUGUACAGUGGUGCCUCGCAAGACGAAAUUAAUCCGUUCCGCAAGAGUCUUCGUCUAGCGGUUUUUUCGUCUUGCGAAGCAAGCCCAUUGACGGAUUAGCGCUAUUAGCGCUAUCAGCUGUUUAGCGGCUAUUAAAGGCUUAAAGGCUUAGGGGAUUAGCUGCUAAAAGGCUAUUAAAGGCUAUUAAAGGCUUAGCAGAUUAGAUAAAGGGGGGGGAAAGCGAAAAAAAAAUCUCAAGACUCGCAAGACAUUUUCGUCUUGCGAAGCAAGCCCAUAGGGGAAUUCGUCCUGCGAAGCAACUUCAAAACGGAAAACCCUUUCGUCUAGCGGUUUUUCCGUCUUGCGAGGCAUUCGUCUUGCGGGGCACCACUGUAUUGCAAUUUGAUUCACUCACAUGGAGGUAAUGACUACAAAUCAGUCCUCUGCCUCUGAUCCUUCUGAACUAGUGUUUGGGUAAGAAAUUCAGCAUUGUCUACUCCAGAGGACUGCACUGGUAAAUCUGGAUAUUCAUAUGAACAUAUGAGAUGGGGAUUUGUAUCCCUCCUUUUUCCAUUCAGGCAAACAAUUUAGUGAUCCACACUGCAGUGAAGCAUUUUAAGGAAAGCAACAAGCAAAGUUCUGAUGGACCAAGAGAAGAUAAACAAAAGACUCUGGGGCUGUGUCCACAUUUAAUUACAUCUUGCAUUGAGCAUGACUCAGUCCGUCUCCCUGUGGAGCACCUAGUGAAAGAGCAUGAGGCUGGUGAGUAUACUGUAGUGGAUAGUCAGAGAUUGCUGAUAAAUUAUACACACUUGCCAGAUUCUGCUUAGGCAAAAGCUCUUUUUUUAGCAAUUUUAGUUUCUGAGUAGCAAAUACUACUUUUUUGGUAUUGUUGUUUAGUCGUCUUAGUCAUGUUCAACUCUCUAUGACCCCAUGAACCAGAGCAUGCCUUGGAAACUCUCACUUUCUUCUCAAAGCUUCUCCAUUUUUAUGUCCAUGGAGUUUUCUUGGCAAAAUACUGGAGUGGAUUGCCAGUUCCUUCUCCAGAUGGAUCACAUUUAGUCUAAACUCUCAGCUAUGACCUGUCCGUCUUGGGUGGCCCUGCACAGCAUAGCUCAGAGCUUCUUGGAGUUAUUCAAGUCCCUUCACCACAACAAGGCAGUGAUCCAUGAAGGGGUUUUGUUUGGUAUACUGUCUCUUUAUUGUUUCCUCCGAAUGUGAGCUGUCUAAAGCUGGCUCAGCAGUACUUUCACUGUGGUGCUAAUGUCCAGAAUUGGAGGCAGUUCUGAACCUUUAAUUCAAAUGCAUUUAUUUGCAUCAUUUCCUUUUCCUUUUCCUAUCCUUUCCUAUGGUAUCCUAUCCUAUCCUAUCCUAUCCUAUCCUAUCCUUCUUGCCUGUCAAAAAGUGACCAACACAUGGAGUCAGAGAUGGCAUUCCUAACCUGGCUGAUAAGUGGUCUUAUCACUGCGUAGGGAGGGAGGAAUAUAUAGCUUGUGUUCAAACGGUGCUAGGUUUAAUCUCUGGUGCUUCUCCAAUUGGGCAGGAUCAUGGCAGAACUCAGUAUGAGACUCAGAGCUCUUAGUGGGGGCUUUUGCAAACUGAAGAGACUUAAACAGCAUGCAGCAUUUCCUCCUCAUCUUCCUCCUCUCUUAUCUUCCAAGUAUCCAGCUGAGCUCCAGGAAAAUCCAUUUUUGCUCAGCUGCCUCUUUCAUUAAAUGCUGCUUCUAAGUCAAUAGCCACUUCCUCCCAAAUUCCCUUAUGACAGCCAUAUCUUAAUCUUUCAAGACUAAGGAGCGCUUGUCUGUUGCCUAGCAAUAGGUCUGCUAUUCCCUGUGACUUUCUCCACUGCUGCCAGAUCCAUAGUAAGUGCUGAUGAACGCACUGAGCUAUGGGAUCAACAUCUUUUUUUGCAUCCUGAUUUACAGAAGCCACUUUUUUACCCGUGUCCAAAGUGACAGGACAGGUGGAAGUAGAUGAAGUUGUUGCAGCCAUCCGUCCAACUACAUGUCUAGUUUCCAUUAUGCUGGCCAAUAAUGAAACUGGGGUUAUCAUGGUGAGUUGUGCCUUCAGUUCUUAUUACAUGUUUAAGGAUAUGAGGUUCAUAUAUGUGGUCAGAUGAUCCCAAGAGCCAAUGAGAGGGAGCUGAUGCUCCCCCAAAAUAUUUCCACUCUCCUUUCACUCCACCAACUUUCAAUCUCAGUAUACAGUAAGCCCCGCAACUCCUCCUGCCAACCUAGCAGUUCGAAAGCACGUCAAAGUGCAAGUAGAUAAAUAGGUGGGAAGGUCAACGGCGUUUCUGUGCGCUGCUCUGGUUCACCAGAAGCGGCUUAGUCAUGCUGGCCACAUGACCCGGAAGCUGUACGCCGGCUCCCUUGGCCAAUAAAGCGAGAUGAGCUCCGCAACCCCAGAGUCGGCUACGACUGGACCUAAUGGUCUGGGGUCCCUUUACCUUUUUAAGCCCCACAAUUUACACAGGUCUUUAAGUUCUGGGGAUAGUGCAUAAAGCCAAAAUCAUGUAUAGUCAAAACACACUGGAUGCAACGCCAGGUGGGAUUGCCGAAGUUUCCCCCCCAGAUGCCCGCUCCUCUUUCUGCCCGCCUUUUAAUUUUUUGUUUUUGCCAAGUGCCUAAAGCUGAAUGUGCACAUGUUAAAUGUACAUAAAUCACAGGUCUACUGUAUAGCAAAACCUUUAGUUCUACAAUUUUUGUCACCUCAUUGCUCACCCAAUCUAGUUUGGAAUUACAGGUUUUGCUCUCUGGAGACACAGAGACAUAGCCCUAUGCCGUGAACCAUGGUCUCCCUGUGUUGGGUUAUGUGUUCUGUGGAGUUUAUAUGUGGUGCCCUUUGUUUGGAUGCUGAGUUACACCAAAUGCUAUAUUCUACCUUGAUCACCAAGGCGGGGCAGUUGUACUACAUAACAACAAAGCCAUAUAAUACUAUCAAUAAAAGUUCAAAGGCAACCAUCAGCUUUCCAUGCAAGUAAUUCUGUGAAGGCAUCCUAUGCCAGCCAGUAGGGCAGUAGCAAAAGAGAGAGCCAGAACACUUGAGUUCCUGGUGAGAUGAUGCCUCCUGAUGGUUCUUUCUUCUAUCAGCCUGUCUCCGAACUCAGCCAACGGAUUCAAGCUCUCAAUCGGAAGAGAACGGCAUCUGGUCUGCCACGGAUCUUGGUACACACAGAUGCAGCACAGAUGAUUGGGAAAGGUCAAGUUGACGUGCAAGAUCUGGGAGUGGAUUACCUCACUAUUGUGGGGCACAAGGUAUGGUGCUUCUCUCUUCUGUCUACAAUGUAGUUUCUACAUGCAGGGUAAGAGAUGUCCAUGUAUCUAGGUCAUCUCCCAACAUGGUAAACCCAAUACCCAUUGAGCAGAGAGUUGCUGUCAGCCCAUAGAGUCAUCCUUUAUUGUUGAUAAAACAUUUAGAGACAAAAAUAAGAAAGAACAUCCCAGGGCUCCCUGAACACCAGCCAUCAUUCUGAGAACCAGACAGUGACCAUAAUCCAGAGGUGCUUUGUAUGACAGGAAGCUGGCAGUAAAAACGUUUGGUGUUCAUGAAUGGUUCUCUCACUCACGGUUCUCAUUGUGCAGGAUUGCAGACUUAACUCUAUUAGGGCUAAAAGUGUUUUUCUUAUGUUGUUUAAUAAAUGUGUCUAAUGCUAUCUACAUCCUGAUUUCCAAAACUUUUUUUUUCAUUUGAAAGUUUUUCCUUCUUUCCUUACUCUCAUAAAAACAGUGCACAAUAUGUACACACAAAGAAUAUACAAAGAGGCCAUCUCACUUUGGCCUUUUGUUAACUUUGGGGAGUCCAUGUGCUAGAGCAGCAGUUCGUCAGGGUUUUUUAAAAAUGAGAACCAUUGUUGAUUUGCUUGCUGCUGACAAUUGUAUUUUGCUACAGCUGCCAUUCAGGUUGUCAUAUGGUGACUGUAAUGUAAACUCUGCCCUGAACAGUAUCUUGGCCCUCUUCUCUGCAGCCCAUGCAUCUGGCAUGGUUGCACAGGAAUGCAGAAAGUGUUGUUUAAAUUGUCUUUUAUUUUCAUCGUGAACUCUUGGAACACCUAAAAACAUAGUGGACAGUCUAACUCGCUCCUUAGGAUGCAAUGCAACUAAACAGCUUCUCCACCAGAUGGCAAUCUGGGAACAAUGUUGAGUGAAUUUGUCCACAUUUUCACAUUGCGCAGGAGAGCAUGACACACAGCAGGAGAUGUCCAGUGUGUCAGCAUCACUUUCCAUUACAGUAUUCAAAAACAGCUUUUCAUUUUUUUAUUUAUUUUGCCAGUAGCCAAGUAAUGAUUCAAGUUAAUCUCCAGGCGUAAUUAGUUUAAUACCUGUGGCAUCUGGGAACAUGUUUGUCAUGUAUUUUUUGAAGCACACAAAUGCCUGUCAAGUGAUACAGAACAGGGGGAGAAAACACAGGAAACUCUUCUGUUAUGUGUGAAAUAGCACUGAGGUAGUCUAGGGGGAGGGGUAGCAGUGAGCGUAGGAUUCACCCAUAUUUCUCUCCCACGGGCAACCAUGAUUUCCCCAAGGAUUAAUGUUUGCUUCUCUGAUCUUGUCAGCCUUACUUCUGUGUGGUCAAAGCACCUCAGUUUCCUGUUGGACACACCUCUUAGUUCUUGUCUGGAGGCAUUAGCUUUGUGAUUUAUCAUUGCAGUUCUAUGCCCCACGUAUUGGAGCGCUGUAUGUGCGAGGCCCUGGUGUCACCACUCCUCUCCAUCCCAUGCUGUUUGGAGGUGGGCAGGAACGGAACUUCCGCCCUGGGUAAGAAGGAUGAGGGCACAGAGGGAGCCAGUUAAUCCGGGGAGAGACCCAAGUAAGGUGGGGACCUCUCUUAGUUGUGGGAGCAAUAUGUGGUUAGCCCAUGUUCCUCUUCUUCACGCGGGUGAGGGGCUGUGAGAGAAGACACCAAGCAGUUUUUUUUGAAGAUAGUUUUCUUUGAGACUCCAAGGAUGCAUAGAUUAGUGAGUGAAAGGCUCAGCUUUUGAAAACCUUUCCCUUUCGUAUCAUGUUUCUCAUUUGGCAAAGUGUGAAGAGUUCCAGGAUAAGCUGCUGGGAAAUGCAGCGUAGGGUUUACGUCAUGGGCUGUGGCUGAGUGCUAGCGCGCACACACUUUGCCUGCAAAAAGAUUCUAGGUUCAAUCCCCAACAUCUCCAGGUAGGGUUGGGAAAGACCACAGCCUGAAACCUUGGAAUGCUACCUCUGGUCAGUAAUACUGAGCUCAAUGGGCCAGUGGUCUGACUUUGUAUAAGGCAUCACCUGAGCUUCCUAAGUCACAUUCAGAUAACAAGAAAGACCAGAUCUCCUCCCCGCACAACUGAGUAACUCUGGAGCAGUUGCUCCUAUCACACAGUAGCGCCAUUUUCAGUCCCUGCAUUAUGUUAGUUACCCAAGUAGAUAUAGCCCCUGUGCUUGUGUCACUUUUAUUAUGCUUUAGGAAUAAAUACACACUGCACUUCUCUGUUCUAGGACUGAGAAUACACCAAUGAUUGCUGGCCUUGGCAAGGUAAGCUCAGAAGUGAUGAGGGAUAAAAAUGACAGUUAUGGAUUCAACAUGAGAUGCUGUCCUGGUAGCAAGGCUCAGAUUUCAACCCAGCAUCCUCCUUACAAAAAUUUAAAGGCAGAAGAUUUCCCUGGGUUUGCUUAUCUGUGCUGAUGCUUCUCUUCCCCCACACCCUACGGCUCUCGUGCCAGAGGUGGAGUUGCUAUUUGACCCAUGGAGCAAAAGUUCUAAAUCUGUGCACAGUGGGACACUGAUAGGAGACAAGGAUGCUUACAAAUGCUUUACUGUAAACUCCGGUUGUUUCCCAUCAUUGUGAGGAUCUGGUUACUGAGGACUUGUUGAAAUACUAGAGGUUGUUCUAGGCAUAUUUUUCAGAGCAAAGAGCUAAUCUUUACAGUUUUCCCUGUGGCUCUAUGUGAAUAGCAUGCCAGAACAAGAAAGGUACAUCAAGUUGGCCUAUAUAUACACACUGGGGUGGGGUGAGGGGAAAGUGUUCUCAAUAACUCAACACCCAGGCACUCUUUUAGGGUCUGUUGGAGAAUAUGUCCAGAUUUUCUCUAGUAGCCCUCUUCACGUGCUGCUCUCACAAAGGGACAACAUAGAUACCAGGAGCUGUGGAUCAGCAUCUUUAGCCCCAUGUCCAAGGUUGUGUAGCUCCUCCCAACUCCUGCUAUUGCCUUUUUGGCCAAAUGCCUCCCCCCCCAAGUAGUAAACAGUGUAUUAAAACAAAAUGCACCAUAGAGGAAUAGGUUUUAAAGCAGGGAGCCUUUACUAUCUGUGUAGGCUGCCAAUGCAAUUUAGAACCCUGGUAGAUCAGGUGAGUAAACAUAUGAAGAGAGCUUAUGUCACUGAGAUUGCAGGUAUAUACUUAUAUGAUUAAUGGGUUUUCUUUUAGUUGAUUGAGAGUGGUGGGUACCUUGCAGGUGUGCUCUAGAGAGAGAGGCUUGUGCAAAAUUGUGCCAUGUAGACUUUCCUUGGUCUCCAACAAAUCACUGUCAGACCAAAGGAAUCACAUUAUGAAUAGGCACAAAAGGUGGUUCCAUUCAGAUUGCCUACCCAUUUCAGUACUGCAUCAAAUUUCCUGAUCUAUAUUCACCUGUCUGGAUGGGGACAUUCUAUGGGAUUCAUCAUUCCCUUCAUGGUUCUGUCUCUUGUUGUAGCCAAUGAGAAACAUGGUAUGCUGAUUGUUUUCCUUUGCAGGCAGCAGACUUGGUGAGCAGGCAUUGUGAGGUUUAUGAAGCUCACAUGAGGAAGGUCCGGGAUUACCUGGAAGAGAGACUUGAAGUGAGUUCUCUGGGUGCCUGUUUUCCGGUUUCACCUGCAACCUUUGCAUAGGGAAGGGAGGAUUGACCCCGUUUGUAGAUAGAAUUGCAUGGCACUUUCUUCUUGCUGCCUUCCUUUGUACGAACGCUAAGCUGGGGGAUGGUGAAGUGAGGGCAAUCAUUAACAAACAUUUAUUGAAAGUGUUAUUUUUGCACAUUUUAGGCCGUGUUUGAAGAGCAAGGAGUUUAUUUUAACUGCAGGCUGAAAGGCUCAAGGAGACUGUGCAACACCUGUAACUUUUCUGUCAUGGGCUCAGGACUAAAAGGUAUCCCCUAUGGCUCUAAAUUUUCACCAUUCCUAUAUGGCUGCUGUCAGUCUACUUUAGGUGUUGUUGGGGGGGGUUUUGCCUACAGCUUCCACGGUGAUCAACACAUGUGUUAAUCCUGUCUAUAGAUCUCAAGACUGCAUUGCUCUUAAGAUAGUUUCAGAGCAGAUGAAGACCAGACUGCUGCUGUGUGAGGGAGAGUGGGGAGAUGCUAAAAUAUGGUAUUGGAAAUUGGUUUUCUAAUUUCUCAAAGAAAUUACAAAUUGUGAAAUUUUGCAAAUACAGUGGUACCUCAGAUUACAUACGCUUCAGGUUACAUACGCUUUAGGUUACAGACUCUGCUAACCCAGAAAUAGUACCUCAGGUUAAGAACUUUGCUUCAGGAUGAGAACAGAAAUCAUGCAGCGGUGGUGCAGCGGCAGUAGGAGGCCCCAUUAGCUAAAGUGGUGCUUCAGGUUAAGAACAGUUUCAGGUUAAGAACAGACCUCCAGAACGAAUUAAGUUCUUAACCUGAGGUAUAACUGUACAGUGGAACCUUGGGUUACGUACUGUCCCCCUUACAAACGCUUUGGGUAAUGAGCUCAGCUAACCUGGAAAUACAGUGGUACCUCUGGUUAUGAACUUAAUUCGUUCCGAAGGUCCAUUCUUAACCUAAAACCAUUCUUAACCUGAGGUACCACUUUAGCUAAUGGGGCCUCCCACUGCCGCUGCGCCACCGCCGCACGAUGUCUCUUCUCAUCCUGGGGCAAACUUCUUAACCCGAGGUACUACUUCCUGGUUAGCGGAGUCUGUAACCCGAAGUGUUUGUAACCCGAGGUACUACUGUAGAUACUCCUGGUAACAAACUUUGCCCUGGGAUGUGAGCGGAGGUUGCGUGGCGGCAGCAGCAGGAGGCCCCAUUAGCGAAAGCAUGCCUCAGGUUAAGAACAGUUUCAUGUUAAGAACGGACCUCCAGAACGAAUUAAGUUCGUAACUGGAGGUACCACUGUAAACAAAGUACAGUGGUACCUCGCAAGACGAAUGCCUCGCAAGACGAAAAACACGCAAGACGAAAGAGUUUUCCGUUUUUUGAGUCGUUCCGCAAGACGAAUUUCCCUAUGGGCUUGCUUCGCAAGACGAAACGUCUUGCGAGUUUGUUUCCUUUUUCUUAAAGCCGUUAAGCCGUUAAUAGCCGCUAAGCCGCUAAUAGCCGUGCUUCGCAAGACGAAAAAACCGCAAGACGAAGAGACUCGUGGAACGGAUUAAUUUCGUCUUGCGAGGCACCACUGUAAAUGAGUUUUAAGCUUCGGCUUUUUAUAAUUUCAGCAUGAAUUUCAUAUUUAUCUCAGGAGGGAUUCUAAUUGUAAAACCCACAUCCUGAUUUUAUCUGUUAAACCUUUUCGUCAUUAAAACCCUACUUUGCCUGUUCAGAUUUGCAUUUGACAAUUUUAUAUGUAUGAUGUGCAUUAACUUUUGCAUUUGUUUAUUCCCCCCCCCCCCCCAGCUUUAGUGAGAAGCCAGUUCUAGCAAAAGUGUAGGUGGGAUAAGCACUGAAUGGAGUGAGGGGAGGUUGAAAACUGAUUCUAUGGGUUCCUUCCUCCACCAGGUCCUUGGGUAUUUCAUGGCACUCCUGUGUCUUGUAUUUUCUGCAGGUCGGCUGGUGCUGUCUCACUGUAGGACUUUGCUUGCCAGUGUUGGUGCUGCAUGCCACUCCGAGAAGGGUGACCGGUAAGGAACCAUGUUGGGAAACUGGGCAUUCUGUGGUUGAGGGGACAGAUCCAUCCGAUGUAGAAAAGUGAAAGCAAAGGGUGCAGCACCUGUAAUCACCCACCUCCUCAGGGAACUCUACUUCUUAAUGGUAGUAAUAGAGUGUGUGUAUGUGUGACAAUAGUAGGAUUUACCCAACCUGCCCUGUCAGCAGCAGCCCUGCACAAGGACUUGCACUUGCACAAUGAAACUUUACCAUCUCCCACUGUGUGCCCCAAAAGUGGCUCAGGGAGGGGAGUCAGGAGAACCCCACAACAGUGGGUGGAGAUGGUGGGAUCGUUUCAUCUGGCAAGCUGAAAUGCUUGUGCAGGCAGAAUGAUUGGAAGAGCACAAUGUUGAAUUCCACCCUAUGACAGUAACACCAGCCCUUACAUCUUACAGUCUUCCCUCCCCCCCCAAAGAUGUACAAAAGGAACGUUUUCCAUUUUCAAACGUGAAAUCCUCCUGCUUUAGGAGAAGACUGCCAGAGGCAUGUGACACCGCCUCCCACAAUCUCUCACACUGCAUCCAGACCAUGCCAUUUGUCCCGGACAAUGGGCAGACUAAUCCUGUCCCUCCACUUAGCUGUGUGAACUGGCUUCUUCUGGCUUUAAAGAGCUACUGGUCCAGGACUAAGAAGUGGAAGGGGUUGUAUAGUUGCCACAGUGCCAGUCCCACUUUUUCCCCAGGUGGUAAGGGCAGCACAGAAAAGGGUGCUAGCAGUAGGGGGUUACUGAGAUAGUGUUGCAGACUGUUGCCGCUGAUUCAGGAGCUGAGCUUAUUAUGGAAGCUGGUCAAUCUGCUUUAAGUUCAUAAGCUGGUUAAUGUAUUUGUAUCUUAGUGGAAAGUGUUUUCUUUGCACUUUUGUACAAGCCAACAUUUGCAUAAGCUGUGGCCUUUCUACCUUGGCAUCCACUCUUUUGGAACUCACAGGGGAUGGUUCCAGCUGGGCAGGGAAGUAGGUGAUCAGCUAAGUGCCUAGGAUUAGGAUAUCAUCAAGUGGUUUUCCUUUGAAUAGAGAGAGCAGUGUAGUGUGACAGAUCAUGUGUCUGAGCAGCAACUUGCUCCCCUGCUGUUGUGCGCUGCUUUUUUCAAAUACUGGAGAGAGCUGUGGAAACCUAAGUGCCUUGUAUUGUAUUUCUUUCAUCUAAAGAUUUUCCUAGAAUGCUUGUGGUUCAAUUUUAUGUCUGAGACCUGCAAAAUCAUAUGAGCAUAUUGGUAUGACAAGCCUUGUUUCCCAAUUGAUUAGCUACAUAAUGCUGGAGCCAAAUCUGAGAACAGAAUGUGCUAGAAUUGAGGCUUUUGCUCACAUACCUGCUCCAGAGAUAAUACAUUUCACUUCCAUGUUUCCACAUGGAUGCGCAUAGGAUCACGUUCAAAAGCAGGUUCCUGAAUAGCAAGUGUGAAGGGCCAAACAAAAUUCAGAUGCCAUUCACACAAGUAACAACUGCAGGACUGGCACCCUGUUAUUGGGGGAGAGAACUGAACCACUCCUCCCCUGCCAUGGUGGUCCCAAUCUGGAAGGGGCUGCCUGUGCCUACUAUAUGCAUGGGGGGAAAGCUUCCACUGGAGAGGACAGAAACAUUUCCCCCCAAUGUGAUUAACAGGGGCAGGGGUCCACAGCAGGGUCAAAGCUCCCUUACAGUACCUCCAUGCCAGGGUCCCCAUCCAGCUCUUAUUGCUAACACUAGAUGGUGUUGCAUCUAGUUUGGGCUUAAGUCAGAUUUAUUUGUUUGUUUUUUACAUUUCUUUCUCAUUCUUUGAUGAGUUCAGAGCAGCACACACAGUUCUUUGACUCUCUUUUGACACCAAACCUGUGAGGAGGUUAGCUAGUCAGUAGCUCAAGGUCAGUUAAUUAUGUUUGAGCUGGGACCUAGGCUCUCCCCAGUUGUAAUCUGACACUUUAACCACUCUACAUACCAGUAGAUGGGGAACCUUUUUUAGCCACAUUCCCUCCUGGGCAAUAUUUCAGAGGCUGCCUGCAAGAAAAAAGUGUUGCCUAUCAUUUAAAACCAACACUGCAGUGGAUCUGCACCUAAGCUGGGGUGACUGCAGCAUUCUUAGGAAGAACAGUGAUGUGAAUGUGCUCUACAGAGGCAGAGUUCUUUGCGGCUCAUAUUGGAAACUAAUGAGACUUAGAAAUAAGUAUAGGACUGCAUAAUUUUUGUUUCCUUCCUCUGUUCACUUCUUGGAACCACUGUAGGGAAUUUUAGGGGGUUAAACUUGACUUACUUUAUCUUUGUUCACCAGGCCAUCCGCUAUCCUGCUUAGCUGCGGAAUUCCUUAUGAUGUGGCACAGAACGCCUUGCGUCUCAGUGUGGGUCGUGCUACCAGCAAGGAGGAUGUGGACCUAAUUGUGGAAGAUCUGAAGCAGGCUGUGGCUCAGCUACAAUAGGCCAGAUUUUCAGUCACCUAGUGAGACAGUUUUGCCCUCUAAAACCAGGAAUUGAGCUUACCUGACCCUAAUUUCCCAUUGCUCUAGGUGCUACUUACAUUUAACAGAAUGAGGCUAGAUAACAUUCUAGUCAGCUUCUGGCCACUGAAUUCUUGUUGAAUAAUCUCUAGUGAUUCCCCAGCCCUUGAAUACAGCAGGCCAGAAAUCAGUGCUCCCUGAAUGUAGUCACGAUGCCGAGCAGGCUCUGCCAGCAGUUUUUACUCAUUGAAGUGGGUAAACAUUUCUAGUUGGAUGUUUAGCUCUAUGAUUGAGGUUUUUGUGUGGGUUCAGGAAAGAAGCCUAAAUAUUAUGGUUUGAAUGGACAGGUGAAUCCCAAAAUAUUGAAAAAUUGGGAGCUUGCCUUGGUACCUGGAAACGGCCACUCUUUUGAUGCCACCCUUCUGGGGUAUUCCUUACUGGGAAUGAAAAGCAAUUGCCCUCCAUAUAGGCACUGAAGGAAUAUGAAUAUUUCUUCUUGCUGCAGCAGCAGGUUGUAGCUGCUAUAGUAUUGCACUGUGUUUAGCAUUGAGAUGUGCAGUGGGACUAGAAUGUGCAUUCUUCUAGAGCUGAAGAGGAGAGAGAGAAAGAAAGAGAAAGAGAGAAACCUUCAUUUCACAUUGCUGUGUUUUGUGUUAUGUGUUAUGAAGGCUGCAUAGAACCUCUCUAACCUAGGGCUUCUCCACACUUCCAUUGUCCUGCUGCUUUUUCUAGAGAAAACUGCUCUUUAGCGCUCAAUCAGAGCAAAUGGCAAUUUGGGUUUUUCCCGGAUUGCUAUUUGUUCUGAUUUGUUGCUAAAGAGCGAGUUUUCCCUUGCAAAGGAGUGGGUGAAGCAGAAAACCACUCAGAAGUCAUACUUUCUAGGCACUGCACAAGUAGAAGUGUGGAUGAUCUCCUAGUGUUAAAGGGCUAUUUAAGUUAUGAAAAGAAUCCUACUGGAAAUGCUGAUGGUGGGGGAUUUGAACCAGGAAUUGUUACUGCUGCUAUCUGCCCUGGUUGCCAAGAGGAGGAAAUCAAUCAUAGCUGUCAUCUCACAUAGCUCUUGCAACAACAGAUCCUGGUUGUAGCUGUUGCUGCUGGUUUACCCUAAAUGGAGAAAUACUCUAACAAUGGGGCAGGUGAUGUCAAGAGAGCCAGCAUAGCAAUCAUUUUCCAUCAGCAAAUGGUAGACAACUGCAUGCUGGUUCUCUUGUCAUUGCCUGCCCAGCUGGCUUGCAUCUUGAUGAAGCCAACAGCAAAGAUCUGACUGGCAAUGGUUUUCUUUCCCAUAAGAACAGGUGGUGGUGAGAAUUCUGCCUUUCCAGGCAGUUCUCUUCUGCAGCUUUUUGUCUUGCCUACAAGGCAUUCUGAAUACCCUGAUCUUCCUUGUCAGGAUGCAUGGCAGGGGUUGCUCUUACAGUGAGUUUCCCCCUGCAGGGAAGGAAAGGUACUACAUGGACCCACUGCUAUAACUGCUUACCUUGUCUGUGAGAAGGAGGCACCUAUAUGCAAGAAUAUCAUGGGGGAUUUUGUCCUUUUAUAUAUAGAGAGAAAGUUACAAGCCUGGUGAAUCAAGGGGAUGCUGUGGAUGUAGUGUAGCUUGAUUUCACUAAGACUUUCAACAAAGUCCCCCAUGAGAUUCUUACGGAGAAGCUGCUAAAAUGUGGGCUGGACAAGGUUAUUGUUAUAUGGAUUUGUAGCUCCCAAACCCAAAGAGUGUUCAGUAAUGGUUCCUUAUCAUCCUGGAAAAAAGUGACAAGCCAGGUGCCACCGAGUUCUGUCCUGGGCCCUGUUACUGUUCAACAUCUUUAGAAACGAAUUGCAUGAAGGAAUUGAGAGGGUGACAGUCAAAUUUGCAGAAGACACUAAACUUGGAGAGGUACCUAAUGCUGCAAAACACAAAACUGGGAUUCAAGAUGACCUUGACAGAUUAGAGAUUUGGCCCAAGCUAACAAAAUUUCAAUAGGGAGUUGGGCUAGAUGACGUUAAGAAUCCCUUCCAACUCUAUAAUCCUAUGAAAUGUAAGGUUUUGCACUUUGGCAGGAAUGGGGGACACCUGGCUUGCCAGUAGUAGUUGUGAAAAUGAUCUAGGGGUCUUAGUAGAUCACAAGCUUAACAUUAAUCAACAGGGUUUUGACAAGCUAGAACAUGUGCAGAAGAGGAACUGUUGAGGGAGUUGAGUACGUUUAGCCUGGAAAAGAGGAGAAUGAGAGGAGAUAUGGUAGCCAUUUUCAAAUACCUAAAGGUCUGCCACCUUGACCUGUGCAGCCUUUUCUAGUUGCCACUGCAGGCACUGUGUUUGGUAGAAUGGAGAGUGAGGGGAAGGAUGAAGGUUAUGCCUUCACUUGUAUAAGCAAGUUUGCACAUUAAGCUACCAUAGUCCAUCUCUGUGCUAAACACUGUGAUGCAUGGUGCUCUCCUUUUCUAGCAUGAAAGAGCCAGAACUUUUGUUACAAAGGAGGGAACUGGAGAAGGGGGUGGGGCAAGGACAGAAGAGUGGCAAGGCAAGCAGAGUUCAGAUUCUCCCUCCUUUUGGUUAGCACCUUCAGAUCUUAUCUGGGGUCCCUGGAUUGCUGCAGAAUUGAUAGGUAUUAUAAAAUAGUAAUUUAGUCAGGAUAGAUUGUAUACCCCAUAGUGCUAAGGUAAAUAUUCUGUUGGUGCAAUAAUUUCUCCUUGCGCAGCAGAACAUUCUCCCCCUGUGUACCACUGAAUCUGUUAUGGGGGUUCACCCAACCCUCUGGAGCAGAUUUGGAGGGGAGGCACAGGGAGGAGAGGGAUGGGGUCCCAUUGCACUAAUUCAACUAUUUACCUGAAUACUGUCCUAUAUUAUUUUGUUUGGGGGCAGGAGAAGGGACUAAUACAUAUAUAUUCAAAGUCCCAGGUGAGGCACAUAGGUAGGCUGGGUAUAUUAUCAGAGACAAUUGUUAGCACCAGAAGCAAAUUCCCACAUGCAGUUCCUCAGUUUUGUGCAUGGGAAGCUAGUAGGUCUAAUCCUACAGGAAUAGGAACGAUUUUACUCAACUCAGGGAGACAGGAACCAUUGUAUUUCCUUAGACUGACUGCCCUCAAAUAGGGUACUAAUAUUUGUUUCCUGUAAAAAGAGUUCAGAGAAUUUAGAGAAAAUAAGAAUUUUGCCUAGCAUCCUCUUUCCCAGUAAAUGGUGCCUAAUGCUUUUAGGGGAUUUGUCACAUCUGUAGGAACAAAUGCUUUAUUUUUUAACUGGUUAGCCUUUUCCUUUGUUUUCCUGGCACGUAAGCUGAUUUUGUAGAUCUGUGUCUUUUGUUUGUAUCCAUGAGAAGAAGACCCCAAGGACUAGUUUUCAGUUAACGGUCAUAGGAAAACAUCAGACCUGCUGUGAAGAAUGUCUUGCUGGCCCUAUUGAUGGGGAAACACUGAUAAAAUGAAACUUGCUGGAUUGGGGAGGACAGCCAGGCACAAAUAUAUGGGGGAAAAAUGUCCGUCUGGAAAUGUUAUGUGUUAUGCUAUAUUAUGUGUAUUUCUUGAAAGCUUUUGAGUUUCAGAACCAUUGUGGAAGGAAUUCAAAGAAAGCAAUUAAGUAGGGCCCAGAAUAGACUCACGUCUAUUUCAACUUAUUUUGCAACACAGAUACAGCCAUGCCAGCUGAUAAUAGGGAUAAGAAGACAAGAUCAAGGGUUGGUUUCACGAUUCUGUGGCUCUUUAUGAAUGUGAAAUCGCAAGCUAUUUGCUGACCUAUCAAAAUGUUAAUCUGGUAUGCUGCUGUCUGUAGCCUUGUUCUGUGGAGCCAAGGUGGGUAACACUGUAAAACAGAUAUUAACUUAAAGUCUAAAAUACAUUAAAAUGUGAUAAGUU